Protopterus annectens (West African lungfish) is the source of this 1763-nucleotide messenger RNA. It is a transcript of the gene BTBD10, whose product is annotated as BTB domain containing 10. Gene Ontology annotation, cellular component: cytoplasm. Lineage: Eukaryota; Metazoa; Chordata; Ceratodontiformes; Protopteridae. The record is from RefSeq and is a predicted model, not a curated record. Gene Ontology annotation, biological process: positive regulation of phosphorylation. The transcript has 8 exons. Bases 217 to 1650 code for a protein of 477 amino acids. Gene Ontology annotation, molecular function: protein binding.
ACGUACAUCUGAAACAAGGGCUGUGAGAAAAUGAUUUGCAUUUAUACCAGGAAAGCUUUGUGUGCACAUACACUCACGUUGACCAUCUUGCUUUCAGAAGACUUUACCUGACUAAAAAGCCAACAGCACUAUUAAGCCACACAGCGGAAUUUUACUGACUUCUGAGAUACUGGCACUGUAUCAGUGGAAACAUGGAAGUACCAGCCUAUUCAAGUAAUGUCCAAGGAUGCUGAGUUGACUGCCAAGGCUGCAUUGUUUGGAGAAGUGCACUUCCUUUGUUCUUUAGUUGCUAGACUUCUUUAUUGUUGUUCUCUUCCCAGCCCAACAAAUAAACCUAAAGGGACAUCUGCUUAUACUUCAAAAGUUAAAAGGGGAUACCCCACAAAAAUGAACCAGCAUGGUUAUGACCGAUCGAGAGAUCGGCGGAGAUCUGGAGAUCGCUCUCGUGACUCUUCUCAUGAACGAAUAGAAAGUCAGUUAACUCCAUGCAUCAGAAAUGUUACAUCACCAACAAGGCAUCAUCACAGUGAGAGAGAGAAGGACCACAAUACAUCCCGUCCUAGCAGCCCACGUCCACAGAAGGCCUCUCCCAAUGGUUCAAGCAUCAGCGGAGGAAACAGCAGGAAUAGCAGCCUGUCAAGCACUGAUGGUAGCUGCAAAGCAGUUGGAGAGAUGGUAUUUGUGUAUGAAAAUGCAAAAGAUGGAGCACGGAAUGUUAGACCAGCAGAACGAGUAACACUUAUCGUGGAUAAUACAAGAUUUGUUGUUGAUCCAUCUAUUUUCACUGCACAGCCAAACACAAUGUUAGGAAGGAUGUUCGGAUCUGGAAGAGAACACAACUUUACACGACCAAAUGAAAAAGGAGAGUAUGAGGUGGCUGAAGGAAUCGGUUCAACUGUGUUCCGGGCUAUUCUUGAUUACUACAAGACUGGUAUCAUUCGUUGUCCUGAUGGUAUUUCCAUUCCAGAACUGAGGGAAGCAUGUGAUUACCUCUGUAUUUCAUUUGACUACAGUACAAUUAAGUGCAGAGAUCUAAGUGCACUAAUGCACGAGUUGUCAAAUGAUGGAGCUCGCAGACAGUUUGAGUUUUAUUUGGAAGAGAUGAUACUGCCUUUGAUGGUAGCCAGUGCACAUAGUGGUGAGCGAGAGUGCCACAUUGUAGUACUUACAGAUGAUGAUGUGGUAGACUGGGAUGAAGAAUAUCCACCACAGAUGGGUGAAGAGUACUCGCAAAUUAUUUACAGCACCAAGCUCUACAGAUUCUUCAAGUAUAUUGAAAACAGAGAUGUUGCUAAAUCCGUUUUAAAGGAACGUGGUCUGAAGAAAAUUCGGUUGGGUAUUGAAGGUUAUCCCACAUAUAAGGAAAAGGUUAAAAAAAGGCCAGGUGGCAGACCAGAGGUAAUUUAUAAUUAUGUUCAGAGACCUUUUAUCAGGAUGUCAUGGGAGAAGGAGGAAGGCAAGAGUCGACAUGUUGAUUUCCAGUGUGUGAAAAGCAAAUCCAUUACAAACCUUGCAGCAGCUGCAGCAGACAUUCCCCAGGAUCAGUUGGUGUACCCGACUCCACAGGUUGAUGAGCUGGAUAUUCUUCCAAUGCAUCCUCCUCCUGGCAGUAAUGACUUGGACUCUGAUGGGCAGAAUCCUGCCAUGUGAUUCCUCUAGUUUUCAUAUACAUUGCAAAAAAUUUACUUCAUUGUACUUGUGUGGUUUAAAAGCUUUUGUUCUUUUACUGUUAUAUCAUUUGAAAAAUAAAAUCAUUUAUUAUA